Trichogramma pretiosum is the source of this 913-nucleotide messenger RNA. RefSeq names its product proteasome subunit alpha type-7-1 (gene Prosalpha4). The transcript is spliced from 5 exons. The coding region runs from base 1 to 747 and encodes 248 amino acids. Gene Ontology annotation, biological process: ubiquitin-dependent protein catabolic process. The record is from RefSeq and is a predicted model, not a curated record. Gene Ontology annotation, cellular component: proteasome core complex, alpha-subunit complex; proteasome core complex; nucleus. NCBI's taxonomy places the organism in Eukaryota, Metazoa, Arthropoda, Insecta, Hymenoptera, Trichogrammatidae.
AUGGCACGAUACGAUAGAGCAAUUACAGUAUUUUCACCGGACGGUCAUUUGCUCCAGGUUGAGUACGCCCAGGAAGCUGUGCGCAAAGGUUCAACAGCGGUUGGAGUUCGUGGAGCUGAUGUUGUUGUUCUAGGUGUUGAGAAAAAAUCUGUAGCUAAGCUGCAGGAGGAGAGAACUGUUCGUAAAAUAUGUCUUCUGGAUGAUCAUGUUGUUAUGGCCUUUGCUGGACUUACUGCAGAUGCUAGAGUGUUGAUUAAUAGAGCACAGAUUGAGUGUCAAAGUCAUAAAUUGACUGUGGAAGAUCCUGUUACAUUAGAGUACAUCACUAGGUAUAUGGCAAGUUUGAAACAAAAGUAUACACAAAGUAAUGGUAGGAGACCUUUUGGCAUCUCAUGUCUCUUGGCUGGUUUUGAUAUUGAUGGAAUUCCUCAUUUAUAUCAGACUGAACCAUCUGGUAUUUACUAUGAGUGGAAGGCUAAUGCUACUGGUCGUAAUGCAAAAACAGUAAAAGAGUUUUUAGAAAAGUACUAUACCCCAGAAGAAGUCUCUACUGUUAGAGGUACAAUCAAACUGGCAAUUAAAGCUCUCUUGGAGGUUGUCCAAUCUGGCCAGAAAAAUUUAGAAAUUGCUGUAAUGCGCAGAGGACAAACCAUGGAGAUGUUGGAUGCAGACACAAUUGGUGAAUACGUGAAUGAAAUAGAAAAAGAGAAAGAAGCAGAAGCUGAGAAAAAGAAACAGAAAAAGUGAUCAAAUGAUUGUUAAUAACAAAUAGAUUUUUAAUUUUUGCAAAUUCUACUUUAAGAAGGUGUGGUGAUUAAAAUCACAAGACUUGAAACUUCUAAUCCGCUUUGUACAAUGGUGCAAACUUUAAGAGUGAUUUUCUAUUAAUAAAGAAACAAAAAUUCCUGGAAAA